Triplophysa rosa is the source of this 1159-nucleotide messenger RNA. RefSeq names its product BAALC binder of MAP3K1 and KLF4 b (gene baalcb). The transcript is spliced from 4 exons. Lineage: Eukaryota; Metazoa; Chordata; Actinopteri; Cypriniformes; Nemacheilidae. The record is from RefSeq and is a predicted model, not a curated record. Gene Ontology annotation, cellular component: cytoplasm. Bases 622 to 1155 code for a protein of 177 amino acids.
GUUCUUCUGCUAUAUUUCCUGUUUUCGGUAUCAAAUGCACAAUAAUUGACUGUCUUUACAUUUGGACAGACACGGAAACAAUACCAACUGUGACGUUUCAGCUGACAAAGGGAGUGGAGCUUUACCAUUGCCAACACAUCGGGUGCUGUUGUGUUUUAGAGGGCUGUUAAGUUAUUAUUAAAACAUAUUUUGUACCACGCACCUCGUUUUAUGUUCAGGCUGCUGAUGCUGAGAGGGAGAGAGAGAGAGAGAGAGAGAGAGAGAGAGAGAGAGAGAGAGAGAGAGAGAAUGAUGGGGGAGUGUCUCAUCUCUCAGUGUUCGCUUUGCUCAUCGCUGCAGAGCUCCUGUGCCGAUCUUGCCAUUGAUGUUUUAAGAAGAGGAUGACAAUGAAUUAACCUUUCUCAUUGUUUGACCUGCCACUUGGUCAUUGAAAGCCUACAGAUCCCUUACAAGCAACAUGAUUCUGACAUUUGGCUUGCUGAUGAUAAAUAAUAACAUGCAUGACUGAAAGAAAGUGGUGAACCCACUAUAGCAAACCUAUUCAGGCUAAUGCCUAUUUCUUUUGCUAUUUUGGAAUUGUUUUAAUGGACCAAGAGCUGUGUAGUUGUGGUCUUUGAUACCAUGGGUUGUGGAGGCUCCAGGACAGAUGCGUUGGAGCCGAGAUAUAUGGAAAGCUGGACCAAAGAGACAGAGUCCACUUGGCUGACCAGCACAGACACAGACAUACCCCUGUCCUCCAUCCAGAGCAUUCCCUCAGAAAACUCUUCAGAAGUAGGCUUCCCGUCAGAGAAAUCCGCCAACCUUGAUCUGUUUGAUGAUGGCCUGCCUGCUCCAGCUCAGGCAUAUCUGAAAGUGUGUUCAGCCAUGUCCGAGGUGGGUCUUAAUGACAUGAAAACGGGAAGCACCCCUGCUGUACUCUCUUCACAAGAGCAGGAAAUUCUGUCCACGUCCGGUACAACAUUACAAAGGCGAAGUGUGCUUCGAACUGAGGAAAUAACCAAAUGGCAGGACAACAGGAUGUCUACCAAGCAGGUGACCAUAACUGUGACUCAAAGUAUCCGAAAGGUGGACAAGAGCAGAAAGAUCAAGGAAAAAUCCCAAACCACAUAUGAGGUCACAAAACCAGUGGAAGGUCUAAAGGAUACUAAAGAAUAAGAUG